AUGGCCAAAGUGAGGUUAAUUGGACAGCGAGCAGUUGCUGGCUGCGCAGCGCGCGCUCUUCGAUCUGCAUGCUCACGCAGUCGAGCUGACUGGACAGCGACGCUCAGUUGUCUUGCGAAGAACGCUGGAGUUACAGACGCGUCGCUGAUUGGCACUGCAGGCCACCUUACGAUCCAGCGGUCACGCCCCCAAAAGUGGCAGACCUACUCUGGCGUGGAUCGCUCGAGGGAUCUCGGAGCAGCGCCCUUGAAUUGGAACAGCGCGAUGGAGCUCCUCGAGUCGCACUUCAUUGUUGACUACUUCGUUGACUUCCUGGAAACACGGUCAGAAUUUGACCGGCUGUGCAUUCAUUAG
This is a messenger RNA of Durusdinium trenchii, 354 nucleotides long. The record is from the annotation of a GenBank genome assembly. Lineage: Eukaryota; Dinophyceae; Suessiales; Symbiodiniaceae.